Molecule: messenger RNA, 2237 nt
Organism: Astyanax mexicanus (Mexican tetra)
Lineage: Eukaryota; Metazoa; Chordata; Actinopteri; Characiformes; Acestrorhamphidae
Gene: adrb2a
Product: adrenoceptor beta 2, surface a
Exons: 2
Coding region: 231-1457 (408 amino acids)
Biological process (GO): norepinephrine-epinephrine-mediated vasodilation involved in regulation of systemic arterial blood pressure; adenylate cyclase-activating adrenergic receptor signaling pathway; negative regulation of smooth muscle contraction
Cellular component (GO): membrane
Molecular function (GO): beta2-adrenergic receptor activity; norepinephrine binding
Source: RefSeq, a predicted model, not a curated record
AGAGCCACAGUCAAUGGAGCUCAGCCCAGCGGAGCGAGUGCGUCCGAGAGAGAGAGGAGAACCGGACGAGCGAGAGCAGCUCUGAGAGAGAGAGAGAGAGAGAGAGAGAGAGAGAAUGCAAGAGAAUGAAGGUGGAGGGAAAUCCGUGAAGUUGUGAAACUCUCCUAAACUAGAGUUUUAUUCGUUUACAUGGGAGGAGAUCGAGAUUUGGAAAUCUAUUUAUUGAGAUCAUGGAAACCACACAAAGUCCAGUAUCUCAAAACACGUCCAAUGCGCCCAACAACUCCACGCCCCCUUACAGCGAGCUUCAAAUGGUCCUGCUUGGAACCGUAUUGUCUGUGCUGGUCCUAGCCAUAGUCCUGGGUAAUGUGCUGGUGAUCACGGCCAUUGCCCGCUUCCAGAGGCUCCAGAACGUCACCAACUGCUUCAUCAUGUCUCUGGCCUGCGCCGACCUCGUCAUGGGGCUCAUCGUGGUUCCCUUCGGCGCCAUCCACAUCAUCCUCAACAACUGGUACUUCGGGAGGUUCUGGUGCGAGUUCUGGACGGCGACGGACGUGCUCUGCGUCACGGCGAGCAUCGAGACGCUUUGCAUCAUCGCUCUGGACCGCUACCUCGCCAUCACGUCGCCGUUCCGCUACCAGUCCUUGCUGACAAAGUGCAAGGCUCGCAUCGUGGUUCUGCUGGUGUGGAUCAUCGGGGCGCUCAUCUCCUACCUGCCCAUACAUUUGAGAUGGUAUUUGUCGAAUUCAGACGAGGCGCAGACGUGUAUGAAGGACGCCAGCUGCUGCGAGUUCCAACCCAACCGAUUGUACACCAUCAUCUCCUCUAUUAUUUCCUUCUACAUCCCUCUGGUGAUCAUGGUCUUCGUUUACAGCCGGGUGUUCCAGGAGGCCAGGAAGCAGCUGAAGAAGAUAGACCGAAGUGAAGGUCGCUUCCACCAUAAUGGCAUCGGAAAAGGGCACCAAGACGCCAACAGCAGCAGCGACGUCCGGAUGGCCAAGAAGCCAAAGUUCUGCUUGAGGGAACACAAAGCUUUAAAGACGUUGGGCAUCAUCAUGGGCAUCUUUACCUUGUGUUGGCUCCCGUUCUUCGUGCUCAACGUGGUCGAGAGUUUCUACCAAGUCGACAAAUACCUGUACCGGAUCUUGAACUGGAUCGGAUACGCCAACUCGGCCUUCAACCCGCUGAUCUACUGCAGGAGCCCGGAGUUUCGGUACGCCUUUAAGGAGAUAUUAUGCAAGAAGAGGGCGCACUACCCCAACAUCAGACCCUUCAAUGGAUACAAAUACAGCGGGCACAGCUGGCAGAGCGAGCACCAGGGACGGAGCAAAGGCAGCUCCGAGGACAGCGACCCGGUGGACGGGAGCUGCGAGAAGGACGAGUGCAGUUCUGUACAUCGGACAGACCAGACUGACUCCAACGGGAACUGUAAUAAAGCCAUAAUGAACGUUGCGUGAUUCGCCAUGAGUCUUUAUCAUAACGCGCCAUGGAACACAUUCCACUGAUUCCACUGUGACUAAUAUGCCAAAGAGAUGUAAGGCAUAAAAAACAUAAAUUAACGCAAUUCUUCAAUUCAACGCCAUUCGGGUAAGUGUUCCCAGGCGGGGAUAGCGCGGUAAUGGGACGAGAUUGAUUUGAACAUUUUCAUAUUUAAGUUUUUCGUAAAAUACUGUAUGUCGUUGUCAUUCGUGUCAUCUACCUCAUUAUGUGUGUUGUUUUUUCUUAGUUUUUUACGUUUUUUUUUGUUAUCUUCGCUACCUUACGAUGUCAAAGCACUCAACACUCAGCCCUGAUGUACUGCUGUAGUCUUUUUGAUAAAAACAUAAAAACAAUGAAAUGACAUGAAAAAAGACGAUAUAACUAAUAUAUAAUAUAUUUCUAACAAUGACGAAGACCAGUGUCUGGUGAAACACUGUGCUGAAUGUGCACUUCAAAUGAUAAAUUAACUAAAGACAAUGAUAAUAAAACUAUUUUUUUUGUAUAGAUAUUGUCGAAAGCUAUGGUUGUUUUGCAUUCAUUCCAUUUUAAGAUAGUGUAGGCAAAAUUUAUGCAAACUUUACAAGACUACAAAUCUAAAUUAGGAACAUUGGGAACAUUGUUCAUGAAAAGCAGCCUUUUGUUUUCUAAAAAAAAAAAAAAAAAGUAUCUGGGCAGCUGUCGAACUAAAUGUGCAUUGGGAAUGCCAAACAGCCUUAUCGUUACUCAUAAAUCGAAAGAUAAUGCUCAAAAAAAAAGAA